CUAUGCAUAAAUAAUCGUGAAAUAAUUUACGAAGUCGACGGAUUUGUGAUUCAACGUCAUCAUCAAUCAAGCAGUAAUCAUGGACAACGAGAUUGUACAGUGCCAUUCGGAGCAGAAUGAAAGUGAAAAGAGCGACAAAAAAUGGAGAAAAUAUUUGAAAUGGAUAGAGCAUAUAUCGGUAGAACCAACGAUGUGGUUGUAUAUGAUGGCAUACAUGAUUACUUCCGUUGUGGAACAGGCUUUCUUCGUCUAUAAAGCGUGUCGAGUUGAUCACGGUUAUUCCGAAGAAAUUUGUUCAAAUCUGACUGAUAACGAAACGAUAAAGAGAGAAGUACAGGUAACAGUCUCAAAUUUCCAUCAAUGGAAUAACAUAGCAGGACAUGUAGUUCCCAUAAUACUAGCCCUAUUCUUUGGAAACUGGAGUGACAGACGCGGUCGAAAAUUGCCACUAAUUAUUGGACUACUAGGAAAGUUUAUCUACUCUUUUAUGGUAGUGAUCAAUUCCUUGAUUGAUACAUGGAAUCUAAAUACUAUAGUAUACUCAGCCAGCCUCCCUAUGGGGAUAUUAGGAGGAGAUGUUGCCAUUUUUGGAAGCUGUUUCGCAUACAUAUCAGACAUAUCAUCUGUUGAACAAAGAACCUUAAGGAUUACCAUCUUAGAUGUUGUUUACCUCAGUACUAUGCCCACUGGUGUGGCUUUGGGUUCCUAUCUCUAUACCAAUGUUGUCAAAUCAUCUUACACUAUAAUGUUCACCAUAAAUACCAUUUUACUAGUUUUAGCCAUGGUGUAUUCAUUGAUAAGACUAAAGUGGCAAACGUUGUCACAACAACAGUCGUUAGUAGGUACUAACUUGUUAACUGACUUUUUUGAUAAAAAGCACGUAGUGGCAACCUUCAAAACAAUGACCAAGAGCAGGCCAAAUCAUGGAAAGCUUCACCUGUGGCUUUUGCUGAUCAUCAUGAUGCUAUAUACUUUCCAAAGAGACGAGAAACUUAUGAGUUUCUUAUAUACACAAUUGAAAUUCAAGUGGAACGUAACCACAUUCAGCAAUUUCAGAACAUUCCAGUCAACUACUUUUGUUAUAGCGAUGCUAAUCGGCAUUCCAAUAAUGAGUAAAUUGAUGGGAAUGAGGGACACUAUAAUAGUAGCUAUUGGUGCAAUUUCUCACGCUUCCGGAAGAGUAAUAUUCAUCUUAGCCAAAAUAUCGAAAUUAUUCUAUGUUGGUGCUGGUUUAGCUGCUCUUGGACCAAUAGUGGCACCAGUUCUGAGGUCAAUGACUUCAAAACUCGUUUCUACGGAGGAACGCGGAAAAGUAUUUGCCAUGCUAUCAGUCUGUGAUAAUGCAGUACCUUUGUUCAGCGGCGUAUUAUAUUCUCAACUAUACAAUGCAACUAUAAACUCAGCACCUAACUCAAUCUAUUGGUUGACUUUUGCCACUCAAGUAUCUGUUCUAUUCCUUAUUCUAAUAAUUCAUUUUUCUACAAGAACUCAAAGGCAUCUAGAAAACACACAGUACAUCGAUAAUGAAAAUGACUAUUCAUCAAUAUCUGCUUCUACUUUGGAGCCAAUAAGAAAAAGAUAGACUUUGGAAAAAAAAAAAGAAGCUGAAUUUCUUUCACAUAAACCUAAUUUUAGUCUUUUAAUUCUUUAAGACAUACAAUUAAUAGAUUGUUGAUAUUUAUGCUUACAAACAAAUCUAAAGAUACUUAAAGAAAGAAAUUUAAAGUUUAAAGUUGUGAAAAGUUGCAGAAGCAGUUGAAAAUUGGGCUCAAUAUUUUUAUCUAUUUUAUCUAUUUUAUACUAAAAUCUAUUUCUAUUUUAGAUCUAUUUCUGUUAGAGGUCGAUAUUUAUAUAAAAUAUUAGUCCAAAAUAUUAUUCAAUAAUAAAAGGUAUGAUUACUAGUAUUAUUAAUAAGAAAAUGCAAGGUAUUUUAUUAUUCUUCUCUUUUAUGUAGUGAGGUGUUUCUUAUGCAUAAUACAAACAUUGACUUUUAUUUAUCUGUAUAAUUUAAAAAAUUAUGAUCAUUCAAAAUUUCCAAUCUGCUGUGUAUAUUUCCUAUAUUCAAUUAUUUGCUUCUUUAUAACUUCCUAAUUAUAUUUAAUAAUAAUGAGUGAGUUUUUUUUUAUCAUGACACAAUAACUGGGGUAUAUUCCAUAAAAAUAUAAAUUUACAUAAAUAUCCACAAUCUAAUGAUUAAUAUUGUAGCAUUACACGACAAUAUGGCAUGAAUUGUACAUAAGAUUUUAGUAUAUAUGGGAAAUUUUAAUAAAAUUGUACAUAUAUAACUUCUUGUACAUGCGUCACAAUAUGUCCUUUUCUCUCACAGAUUAAUUAAUGACGUAGAAUUAAUUGGAAUUGGUUUUCUCUUUGCGUCAGACUAAAAUGAGUCACUGAUUCUAUAAUGAAAUUAAUGACUAAUAGCA
This is a messenger RNA of Frieseomelitta varia, 2423 nucleotides long. RefSeq names its product thymic stromal cotransporter homolog. Lineage: Eukaryota; Metazoa; Arthropoda; Insecta; Hymenoptera; Apidae. Gene Ontology annotation, biological process: transmembrane transport. Gene Ontology annotation, molecular function: transmembrane transporter activity. The transcript is spliced from 8 exons. The coding region runs from base 80 to 1582 and encodes 500 amino acids. Gene Ontology annotation, cellular component: membrane. The record is from RefSeq and is a predicted model, not a curated record.